Messenger RNA from Talaromyces amestolkiae, 1524 nucleotides. RefSeq lists its product as uncharacterized. Gene Ontology annotation, cellular component: membrane. Lineage: Eukaryota; Fungi; Ascomycota; Eurotiomycetes; Eurotiales; Trichocomaceae. Bases 1 to 1524 code for a protein of 507 amino acids. Gene Ontology annotation, molecular function: transmembrane transporter activity. Gene Ontology annotation, biological process: transmembrane transport. The transcript has 8 exons. The record is from RefSeq and is a predicted model, not a curated record.
AUGGCAGAAAUAGACAAGAAACACGAUCCAAUCUCAGAGUCUGUGGGACCGGCUGUUGAGUCCAGCGUCGAGAAGGGAGAUGUCUCUAGCGAUCUUGAUCUUCUGGGUUUUUGCUAUCGCUUUCAGUAUCAUGGCUCUCUUGCCAUCGAUUGCCUCGACUCUGUCGUUCUCUAUGCCAGCUGGGCCUGUUGGGAUGGUUUGGGUUGGCUGGUUGCGAGCUUCUUCAUCAUGCUUGUUGGUCUUGCGAUGGCCGAUUUGGCGUCUGCAAUGCCAACAGCCGGAGGUCUAUAUUUCUGGACACACUAUUUCGCAAGUGACAAGUGGAGGAAUCCGUUGAGUUUCGUCGUUGGGUACAGCAAUACCCUCGGUUUGGUGGGUGGUUUAUGUUCAAUCGACUAUGGAUUUGCUCUGAUGCUGCUCUCGCUCGUCUCAAUUGCAAGAGAUGGUGAGUGGUCAGCCUCUCGCCCCGUGAUUUAUGCUACCUACCUCGGAACCGUCGCCAUACACGGUGUCAUGGCCACAUUCAUGGGGCGCAUCAUGAAUCAUAUCCAAACCGUCUGUAUUUUCCUCAACGUUGCUCUCGUCGUGGCAACUGUGAUUGCUCUUCCAGUCGGUAACGCACAGAACGGUCUCCCCAUCAAUUCCGGUAAAUACGUGUUUGGUGAUGUGGAGAACCUUACAACUUGGUCUAGUGGAUGGACUUUUAUGCUUGCCUGGCUGUCACCUAUCUGGACCAUCGGCGCAUUCGACUCGUGCGUACACAUGAGUGAAGAGGCGACUCAUGCUGCUCGAGCUGUCCCGCUGGGCAUCAUCCUUUCCAUUGGUCUUUGUGGUAUCCUGGGCUUUUUGUCGUUGGCCGUCAUUGCUGCUUGCAUGGACCAAAACAUCACCAAUGUGCUGGGAUCUGCCUUUGGACAACCCAUGGCUCAAAUUUACUAUGACUCUCUUGGGAAGUCAGGUGCUCUUGGCUUUAUGGCUGUUGUUGCGAUUGUUCAAUUUUUCAUGGGGUUGAGUAUUUUGGUCGCAGCAUCUCGUCAAACCUGGGCAUUCUCUCGAGACGGUGCUCUCCCCUUCUCCGACUUCUUCAGACACGUCAGCAAACGCAUUCAAUACCAGCCCGUUCGGACCGUUUGGGGUGUUGCCAUCAUCGCUAUUCUUAUUGGACUCUUGACUCUUAUCGACGCCGCCGCAGCAAAUGCCCUCUUCUCUCUUGCCGUUGCUGGUAACGACGUUGCUUGGGGUGUGCCCAUCCUCUGCCGUCUGAUCUGGGGUGACAAGACAGGCAAAUUCCGUCCUGGAGAGUUUUAUACUGGGGUUUUCAGCAAACCAAUUGCUUGGACAGCGGUUGCAUAUCUCCUUUUUGCUAUUGUGCUAUGCAUGUUUCCGACGGGUGGAGCGGAUCCGACUCCGGACAAUAUGAAUUAUACUAUUGUGAUCAACGGUGCAAUCUGGAUUGGAGCAGCACUUUACUACUUCCUAUUCGCCAGAAAGUGGUAUACUGGACCAAAGUCAACAGUUUCUUAG